AUGCCAGACCAGUACGCUAAAACACCAUCUGGCCAACCGUACAUUGCUUUAGCCACCACCUCGACAACGCCAGUUUUCCUAACGACUUUCUAUCUACAUGACAUUCCGACUUUGCCUCCUCUACUGUCGAUGCCAUCCCUCGCUCAUCAAUUGAUUGCAAUCCCACAGCCAUACACCUUAUCUGACGCAGAAUGGUGGGUCAAUCUUCAAAUGAGCGGGAAGUCCAACCUCCCUCUCCAAGUCCUUCGUGCUGGAGACCCAGAGACGGGAACAUUGAUCGGAGCCAUAAGCCUCAUGCCGAAAGACAGUGAAGCUUUACAAGCAGUGAAGCAUAAGCUGCGGUUGGCUGAAGUAAGGAUGGCAACGGAAGAGAACGAGUGUGAAUUGGGCUAUUAUCUUCAUCCCGAUUGGCAAGGAAAGAGGAUCAUGAGCGCAGCUGUGAAGGCGCUGUUACGAUGGGGAAAGGAGGAGCUCGGUGUUGAAAACGUUGUCAUAAAGAUUUUGGAGGAGAACUCAAAGUCAAGAGCUGUGGUGGAGAGGCUAGGAAGUAUGUUUGCGAGGUGUGAGCAAGAAGAUUCGUGGGUAGACUGGCCAGAGACCAAGGGAGGAGGUAGAAGGAAGUUGCUUGUUUGGAGAUGGACGGGAGAGCAUGCAUGA
Molecule: messenger RNA, 657 nt
Organism: Mollisia scopiformis
Lineage: Eukaryota; Fungi; Ascomycota; Leotiomycetes; Helotiales; Mollisiaceae
Product: acyl-CoA N-acyltransferase
Exons: 1
Coding region: 1-657 (218 amino acids)
Molecular function (GO): acyltransferase activity, transferring groups other than amino-acyl groups
Source: RefSeq, a predicted model, not a curated record